This is a messenger RNA of Echinops telfairi (small Madagascar hedgehog), 1149 nucleotides long. RefSeq names its product histone H3.3A-like. Gene Ontology annotation, molecular function: protein heterodimerization activity; structural constituent of chromatin; DNA binding. Bases 178 to 588 code for a protein of 136 amino acids. The record is from RefSeq and is a predicted model, not a curated record. NCBI's taxonomy places the organism in Eukaryota, Metazoa, Chordata, Mammalia, Afrosoricida, Tenrecidae. Gene Ontology annotation, cellular component: nucleosome. The transcript has 2 exons.
AACUUUUGUCUGUCUCUUUUGUAUAUAAGUUUCCUCUUCUUUACUCCUCUGGAAUCUGAUUGAUCCCUGAGAUAAGAGCUAGUCUCUAUCUUGGCUCCGGGUCCUGCGGUGAAAGGUAGAUCUGAAUUCAACCCAGCCUGGGAGCAGCGGCAGCAACGCGGUGGUCCCAGACGUAAGAUGGCCAGAACCAAGCAGACCUCGCGCAAGUUAACUGCUGGGAAGGCUCCACGUGAGCAGCCAGUCGCCAAGCCGGUCCGCCAGCGCGCCUCCUCCAAGGGCGGGAUCAAGAAGCCGCACCGGUACCGGCCCGGCACGGUGGCGCUGCGCGAGAUCCGCCGCUACCAGAAGUCCACCGAGCUGCUCAUCAGAAAGCUGCCCUUCCAGAGGCUGGUGAAGGAGAUCGCGCAGGACUUGAAGAUGGGCUUGAGGUUCCAGAGCGCGGCCAUCGGCGCCCUGCAGGAGGCCAGCGAAGCCUACCUGGUGGGCUUGUUUGAAGACACCAAUCUGUGCGCCAUCCACGCCAAGAGAGUCACCAUUAUGCCCAAAGACAUGCAGCUGGCUCGCCGCAUACGGGGCGGGCCAUCUUAAGCGGGAGGCCCCUUUUCCGCUGUUUUGCAGUAAAUGCUGUACAAUGCUUUGAUUUCACGCGUGGCCUUUGUAGUAAGACGUAGUUGAUCAGGUGCUGUGUGUGUGCAUUGUUCUUUCCAUCUUUCCCUCAGGAUGAAGGCAGAAAGUGACAGCUCACAGCCCGCAGGGGGGUGGGCCCUGCUGCUCAGGAGGGAGGCGUUGCUGUCCAACAGAAGGGAUGGGUACAACUUGCUGCUUCUCAGGAGGCAUGUUUCUGUAUGGGGAUGACUUGUUGGGAAGCUAGAAUCGACAAUGAAUGUGACAGGGCCCUUUUGCAAUAAAACUGGUUAGUACUUUAUCCCAGCGUUUUCACAAUCGGGGUUGUUAAGUUUGACUACACAUCACUCUCAUAGAAUGUGGGCUUUUUCAAAGGUUAAGAAACUCAUGUCUUAACCACAGUGCAACUUACAGUUUCCUUGAGAAUAAAUAAACCUGGCAUCUAUAGAAUAAACUGUAUGCAUUUAUAAUAGCCGUUCUGUAUAUUUCAGUGUCAACAUCUUUAAAUAAACAUUUGACAUCACA